UUGAUGACUUGACAGCACUAUUCUAUUAUAAUUUUAUUUUUUUACUGCAUGGAAAUAGGGUAAUCGUUCAUGUUUAGAUUUUUUAGAUUUCCCUUUAUAUAUUUUAUUAUUAAUUUCUGGGAUUACUACGGAUGCUAUGACAUUUGUUGAGGCGCUAAGCCUCAAUCAAAAUGGUUCUAAACGCCGCUGUGCAAAUGUUAAGAGAGGCAGAUGAGUUAAAACAGAAAAUAUUAAAAUUCAAUAGUGGAACUUCCAUGCUGCAAGAUAAAACAUUAUGGGCCACACAGCAGCAAUUGCAGAAGGUAUAUCAAAAAGUCUUGGUGCUAGAUCUGGACUAUGCUUUAGAGAAAAAAGUGGAGCAGGACCUUUGGAAUGUUGGCUUCAAACAACAGAUUGAGGCUUUGCAGGCGUUAUCAAAGGAUAGAAAGCAGAAUGCACUGCGAAGCGAAGCACAGGCGAUGCUGUCAUGGGUGUUGCAGGCGGCCGUAGGGUUUUACUUGUGCUUGUUGCAUCAAAUUUGCACUACCUUCAAAUUGGAUCUUCCAUUCAGACGGCGCGCGUCUCUGCUGGGUGCGGUGGAAGGCUGGGAGGCGAGCGCGGGCGCGGGCGCGGGCGGCGCGGGGGGAGCGGGCGCGGCGCGCUACGCGAGCCAGCACUGCCUCGUGCACCUCGGCGACCUGGCGCGCUACCGCCACCAGCUGCGCGUCGCGCACUCCUUCUACAGGCACGCGCUGGCCGUGUCCGUGCACUCGGGACAACCCUACAACCAGCUGGCGUUGGUGGCGUGGCGGCGCGGGCGGCGGCUGGCGGCGGUGUACUGGCACGUGCGCUCGCUGCUGGUGCGCGCGCCCUUCCCCCCGGCGCCCGCCAACCUUGCGCGCACGCUCGCCGCCGCCGCCAGUCGUGAUGUGAAGGAGGCGCCCGCGCUGCCCGUGCUGCCAGGGCUGCCGACGGCGCCCGCGCAACCCGCCGACGUGCCCGAGCGUCUAGACUCUUACAGCUACGUCAACGAGCUGGUGCGCGUGCUGCACUACCUGCACACCGCCGAACAACUAGAGGUGGCGGAGGAGCUGGUGAACACGCUCGGCGCGUCGCUGUCUCCGCUCGUCGCCACCGACAGCUUCGACUCCAUGACUCUUAUUAAGAUGGCAUGCGUAAUAAUAUGGGCGGUGCAUUCCACCACGGAAGACUUCUCGCUAGAAGCCAGCGCCUUGAGCGAAGCAGAAGCGACGGCGGCGCAGCUGGCUUCAUCGCUCGCGGCGGCUUCGCUUCUGUCGCUGCUCCUGCCCGUCUAUACUUCUGAUGAACUUCCUCAGAAGGCCUUGCCAGCGCUGAAGGUGUGGCUGCAGUGGCUGGUGUCGUACCCGAAGGCGCUGGGCGGCGGCGGCUGGGCGGCGCGCCCGCAGCUGUGGGCGGCGCUCGCACACACACUCAACAAACUCGCCGCGACGAGCGACACCGACAACAAGUAUGCUUCGGUGCCCCUGCCUGAAGACGAGGAACUUCACGGCUUCGUGCCUUUGGAGGAGGGGUUCGAAGGGCUCAAGUUCGUGAGCCACAGCGAUUGGGACUACGCCAAGGUGCCCGACGUCGAGCCGAGCGAUGAGGACGUCGGUUCAGCGGGUGUAUCGAGUCUGUCUCUAAUCGGAGAGCCGGAGCUGGAGCAGCGGGUGCGCGCCGGGCGCCUGCUGCGGCUCGGGCGGCGGCUGGCCGAGCGACACCCCUCGCACCUCUCCUACACUACAUCAGCGGAGGGCGAGCUGACGUUUGCGGCUCACUCGGUGGACGGCGCGCAGCUGGCGGCGCUGGUGGCGCGCCUGCAGCCGCCCGCCGCGCGCACGUCGACGCCGUCGCCGCUGCCGCCACCGCCCGUCAUCAUCUCCGAAGCGGACUUCAGGGAAAAGGUUCGCGAGAAACGCGUGGGCAUUUUGAAGCCGCAGGGGUCUCUGGAACGCGCGCGGGAGGAACGCGCGCUCGCCACCACGCUAGAGGAACCGGAAAGUGAGAAUAGCUCGGAGGGAAGCAAGUCCGAGGACAAGAAGGAAGCGCGCAAGGCGCGGGUCAACAUCGCCAUGGCGGCCAUCAUGCGGAAGCAGGAGGAAACUAACAAACAGGUCAAAUUCGUGACUCCACCGCCAACUCCAGAGUCGUUGAGUGAACCUUCUGAGAGCCAAGGCAGUGAGACUCCAAAAGACGAAACACCAAAAGUCAUACAACCGAAGGCCAUAAAAAGCCUCGCCAAUAUACCUGUCGGUAGGAAAACCGGCGGAAUUCUCUCUUUGAAAGACAAAUCUGCCGGAUAUCCGCAUCUGCAGAACACAGAACCGGAACCCAAGAAGCCUGAAAAGGAAGAGAAAAAAGAAGUUAAAAGUAACCAAAGUAGCAACGCCAACUCGCAAAAUCACCAGCAAAAGCGUGAGCAAGCAACAAAUUGGCCUAAUCCAUCAGCGCCAAGUUUCAACGAAACGCCGAGGAUGACAAUACAGAAGAAUUAUGGUAUACAAAACGUAGGAAUGAACUACAAUCCUUGCUACCAAAUGCCGAGUCCUAACAGCCAAGGCAUCAGACUGCCUGUCGUCAACCCCAAAGAGAUCGAUGUCAGAACCGCGGCGCUACAGAAACAGAAUUCACGCCAAGAUCUAUUCCAAGACGGUCAUAAGUUCGCCAACCAGGUCUAUCAGUUGUCGGGCGACAAAAAGAACUUUAUGAACGAUCUUCCCCCGCGAUUUGCGAAUCAGUACCGCUAUUGGCAGAACAGUCAGGACACCCAAUACAUUGACAACAAGUUCAGGGACGACAACUUAAAAAACGUCAACAUGUCAACGUUCAACGCCCAACAGCAGCAACAACAACCUCCGCGACAAAAUUGGCAACCGCAACAAAACGAAAGCUUCCAACAACCAGCGUCGUGGUGGAAACCGGAAAACCAAACCAAUUUCAACCCGCAACCGUUUUCCGCACCUCCCAUGAAUUACUAUUCAAGUUUACCUACAAACAUGCCAAAUCCGUACACUAAUAUGCAGUUUAAUCAAGGUCAAACUUUGCAGAAUAUAGGCCAGAACGCACCGAACAUGGUGCAAAAUAUACAAAAUUUGAAUCUGGGGCAAAGUAAACCAGACUUAGCGCCGAGUUACGUUCAGUCAGCGAUAGGUCAACCUCAAAUACAGACUUUGCAAAACUUGGUAGCGUCUCCUAACUUUAACUCCACACUGAACAGCUUCGCCCCGUACGCGCCCGCUGUGACCUACGACGCGUCCAUGUACCCGCAAUUUAAUAAACUGGGAUACCAACCCAUGCCGAUGAAAAUGAUGGAUAAACCAAAUUAUCCGGGUGCUAAGGAACUAGAUGUCGGACUGAAUUAUGGCGCCAACGUUUUGGAACUGCAAACUAGAAAUUACGAAACUUUUGGCGCCGAAGGUGGUGCUAUGAAGCCUUCGGAAGACGCCGCGGGCGUGUCAGCGGCGGGCGAGGGCAGCACGUACUCGCUGUUCAGCGGAGCGCCCGACGCGCCCGCCUGGCCGCCGCGCUCCCCACACCAGUCGUUAUGGUCUGGCCCCGGGCCUUCCCCCCUCGAGCGCCUCCUGGAGCAGCAGAAGCAAAUGCAGCAGCCCCCCGCGCCGCAGUGACACACUUAACGCGUACUCUGUCUGUGGUUUCUAUUGGGUCUAUGUUCUACGGUCAUAAAUCGUAGAGUCCUUUUCAUGAAAGAAGUCCCUCUGCUAAACCUGAAAUAAAAGAGGCAGCGCAUAUUAGCGCUGCGUCUGGGGGACUUUUGUAUUCAUGAAAAGGACUUUAUACAUUGUGGAAAAACAAUAUAUAUUCGUUCAAAUAACUAUUUGAACAAUAAACAAACUUUAUAUAUCUAAAUGUAAAUUCCUGAGUGUUUUUUGUGUUUAGUGACAAUAUGUUUCGAAUUUGUCGCUACCUUUUUCUCUGUCUCAGUCUAACACGAUACAAAAGAUAGAGAGAGAGACAGAAACGAAUUCGUAACUCGUGAUGCCAAAUUGUGAAUACUUCAUUCAUAUAAGCCCGACAGCUCGUUUGUGCAAAAUUGCGAAUAUAUUGAGGUGUCUAGUAAAAAAAAAUCGGUUGUCUGUAAAGUUGUUUUACUGACAACGUCAUAAAAAAAUACUGAUGCAAUAGUUGCAUCUUUCAAAAGAAAAUGUUCGUUUUUCUAAAAUACUGUUUAAUAAUAAUAUACUUUUAUUUCUUGUAAAAAAAAGUUGGCAACCCUAGAUCGAGGGAAUGACGCAUGACGUCAUCUUUUUUCGAGUGUGCAGCCGGCUCCAUCGAAUUAUAAGACGUUGUCACGUCAAUAAUAAUUUGAACCCGGUAAUAAAUCUGUAUUUUUACAGCAGUUCAAGCAAGUAAGUAACAUUCAAUACUAUAAUCAAUCUGUACAAGUAGAUGGGUUGCUAACCUACGUCAUUACUCAUAUGGACAGACAGACAGUCAAAAUAACAAUGACACUAAGAUUUUUUAAAAGAUUAAAAGGAGAUAAAUGAGAAUGUCGUCUUAGACUGAUUUCAGACUAGCGUAUUUUUUGCGCGUAUACGGUCGUUUAAACAUACGCGCUUUUACGCGCUUCAAAAAACCGGACUCGCGUAAACGGGCAUAUUUCGGCGUGUUCGCUCGAACCAGCGCCGGCCCGAAGUAAAUUUUAGAAUGGAGCGAGAUCCAAUUAUGGUGCCUCUCCUGUUUGCUCCUAAUAUAUACCCAGGGCCGGCCCGUCCAUACGGCGAACGGAGCAGUCGCUCCAGGCGCCAAAUCCUAGAGAGCGCCUAAAUGAUAAUCCUCAACCGUAGACGGUACUGCGUCUGAUAUUCAGUUGGUCACCCCAGAGUAUGGUCGAGAUCUUCGCGUUCCAUUCUUACUUUACACUCAUAAUUUGGUAUAGGUAUUUACAUAUUAUUAGAAACCAUGGAACAAACAGGAGAGGCGCCAUAAUUGGAUCUCGCUCCAUUUUAAAAUUUACUUCGGGCCGGCGCUGUAUAUACCUAUACCAAUUGUGAGUGCAAAGUAAGUAUGAAACGUGAAGAUCUCGGCCAUACUCUGGAGUGACCAAUGUUCUUUAUCAUUUAGGCGCCCUCUAAGAUUUGGCGCCUGGAGCGACUGCACCUUUUACCAUAUGCCCGCCCUGCUCGAACCGGUGGUGUCGUGGCAGUUUCAACAUGGAUUCUGACGUAGAAACGUUACUAUUGGCGUCGCCUGAGUCGACUGAGACGACGAAAAAAAACGCGCAUAUGCGAGCUUAGAAGCGCGUCAACGCUCGUACGAGUAGAGUGUGUGCCAAAAAGCGCGCCUAUACGCGCCUACAUACGGUUCUAAAAACAAGCUCGUACGCGCGUAUAAAACGCUAGUCUGUAACCGCUCUUAUAGAUAGGUAAUUGAAAAUAAUUGUCCAUAAUGACAAUGCCAAGCAAAUUCUUUGUAGCUGUCGUGCUCAGAUGUGAAAUUAUUUUUUGUACUUUGUUACAAAAAAAUAAACUGUAAAUUAGAUGUCGUUUUCUACUUAUACUGUAAAAAACAAUCUUAUUGUAAGCUGUACCUAUGUAGUUGAUGUAUUGUAAAUUUUCGGGAUUUUAUGAACACUAGUAAAUAAAGAUGUUCAUAUGUGUAAUUUUUUGUUUGGUAUUAAGCUCUAUUUAAACUGAGUAUGAUUAUUUGAAAUAUGUAUAUUAAAAAAAACAAACAAACAAUAAAAGUGAAUAUUUUUGAUAACAUUAUAAUCAAUAGGAAUAAUUUGAAAAUAGUUUCAAAAACUAAUAAGCACGCUUUUAACCCGCACUAAAAAUUACUUUUGGAUUUAGGUCACGUGAUAAUUUUUUUCGUAUCCCAUUCAGCAAACACUUUCAUUUAAUACCCAUAUCAUGGGGGUUCCUUUUUAAAUAGCUAAUCUGCCAUGUUGGAUUUAAGUCACGUGAUAUUUUUCGUAUUCCUAACAGCAAACGCUUUCAUUUGAUACCCAUAUCAGGGCUAUUUCAAACAGCCAGUCCGCCAUCUUGGAGAGGCCGCCAUAUUGGAUUUGUAAUGACGUUUCUUAGCUUGUCAUGUAUUGUCAUCAGAACUCAGAGCGUGUGCAAAAUUUCAUCCUAACCGAAGACCGGGAAGUGGGUCAAAUUAAGAUUCCAAGAUUUUCUUACAUACAUAGAUAAAAAGUGAAGCCAAUAUAAAGCGUGUAAAAUACAUAUUAUAUCACGUAUCAAAUUGUGUAUUAAAUUACUUAAAAUGUAAAGAGAACUUCAUACAAGGCGCAUAAUCACUUCUUAAACUUAUGAUAUUGUGGGGGUGGCAGCGAUGUGAAGUUUUAAGGUUAAAUAUUCUGAUAGCUGAUAGAACUUACCUUUACAGGUCCAAUACAUGAUGACUGAAGCACAGUUAAAAAAUAUCAUUGAUAUUGGUUCAGCUGUUGUGAAGGAUUUACAUGUACAUUAUGUGUAUUUAUUUCAUUUAGGUUCGCAAUCACAAUAUUUACUAGUGUUCUAACGUAAUAAAUGUUGUUUGUAUAAACAUUGUUCUAUGGUAUAGUGAUAGCAAAUUUUCCACUGUGGGACAUUUUGUAAUAAAGUUAUAUUUGUUAUA
Bicyclus anynana (squinting bush brown) is the source of this 6582-nucleotide messenger RNA. Its product is annotated as nonsense-mediated mRNA decay factor SMG7. Gene Ontology annotation, biological process: nuclear-transcribed mRNA catabolic process, nonsense-mediated decay. Lineage: Eukaryota; Metazoa; Arthropoda; Insecta; Lepidoptera; Nymphalidae. The transcript is spliced from 18 exons. Gene Ontology annotation, molecular function: telomerase RNA binding; protein binding; telomeric repeat DNA binding. Gene Ontology annotation, cellular component: telomerase holoenzyme complex. The record is from RefSeq and is a predicted model, not a curated record. The coding region runs from base 171 to 3626 and encodes 1151 amino acids.